ACUCUGCCCUAUGACCUUCGUAUGGCGUUCGCGAGAUUUGUUGCCCGAAAUAAUGUCACGCAGCUGAAGAGGUACUGCAUUGAGCGUGUGUUCCGACCCAGAAAGCUGGAUCGUGCACACCCGAGGGAACUCGUGGAGUGUGCCUAUGACAUCAUCACACCCAUCACCAACAGCUUGCUGCCUGAUGCGGAGACUAUUUACACCAUCUCUGAAAUAGUCCAGGAGUUCCCUGCGCUUCAGGAGAGGAACUAUAACAUCUACCUGAACCACACCAGCUUGUUGAAGGCCAUCCUGCUUCACAGCGGGGUCCCUGAGGACAAACUCAACCAGGCCUCCAACAUACUCUGUGAUGCCAUGAAUGAGAAGCUGACCAGACGUGAAGUGGAAGCCAAGUUUUUCAACUUUUCAUUGUCAUCCACCAGUCUUCAGACGCUGUACAGGUACAUCGAUAAUGGGAAGGGGACUCUGCAGGAACUGGGCCCGCUGCUGACCUCCCUCACCAAACAGAAGACCGCCGUCACCCAGCUGGCCAAGCAGGGCGCCAAAGACCUGGAGGAGCUCACCGUGCUUCUGCGCAAACUCGGCGUUAAACUCAGGGUUGUGGUCAACUUGGGUUUGGUGUAUAAAGUUCAGCACCACUCUGGAGUCAUCUUCCAGUUCGUGGCCUUCAUCAGGAAACGAAAGCGAACUGUACCUGAUAUAGUGGCUGCUGGAGGACGCUAUGAUCACUUGAUCUUGGAGUUUCGAGGACCAGCUCCCACUGGCCCCAUCCCCAGCGCAGUGGGGGCCAGCAUCGCUCUGGACAAAAUCUGUGCUGCCAUGGCUGGCAUGGAGGAGCCGCCAACAGUGAGCACCUGUGACGCGUUGGUGGUCCCAGUAGGACAUUCAUCAAUGUCCAGAGCUAUCAAUGUUGUCCAGAAGCUGUGGAGCACCGGGGUCUCUGCAGACAUUGCCUAYGAUGUCUCACAGUCUCAGGAGACGUUGUUGGAGCACUGCAGGCUGGCAGGCAUCAUGUGUCUGGUCCUCGUCUCUGACAAAGAGGGCAACUAUGUGAAGGUGAAAUCCUUUGAAAAGGACAGACAGUCCGAGAAGCGAAUUCCAGAAUCGGACUUGGUGGACCACAUUGUUCAGAAAUGUCGGACCAAAUUCUUUGACGAGAGAAACAUCAGAGAAAUCUCUGAUAGCAUGACCCUCCAGAACCCUAAAGGAUCACAGCUCAACAGCACAGGCUGCUUGGAGCAGCAUGGGAGCAGCGGAAACACAAAUAUGAACGUGUACGUCAUCAGCCCGGAGAAAGUCUCUGCUAGCACCAGGAGACGAUACGAAACUCAGAUUCAAAGCAGAUUACAGAACCUUGGUAGCAAUUUGCAGAACAAGAGCAAUGACAUUGAGGUUCUUGCUGUGGACCUGCCAAAGGAAACUCUGAUCAACUUCCUGUCUCUGGAGUUUGAAAGUGAAGAACAGUUCAACAGUAGCGUCAAGACUCUGCUGUCUCGUCUCCCAAAGCAGCGUUACCUGAAGUCCAUCUGCGAUGAGAUCUACAACUUUAAAAUUACAAAAAGGGUGGCUGUGGUGGUCCUAUACAGCUACAAAGAUGACUACUACAAGAUCCUUUUGUGAGAAGCGAAGGGGGCUCCUCUGGCCAGGAAAGGAUUUGAUUUUGCCAGAGGUCCAGGCGACUCUCAUGGACUGUUUUUAUCUGUGAACCUCCAGAAUCUGCGUGGAGAUCGGACCGAUUUAUACCUCGUUUCAUUUGGAAAAUGUGACCCCCAAAGACACAAGUGACUUUGUUUUAAUGAUCAUUCAGCUAUUAGAGCCAAACUCUGCCGAUUUCCUAAAAACCUUUUGAUGUUUUCUGCUUCAGACAAAAGGUUUACUGGACUAUACUGCCUUAAUAGAACCGUAGAAUUGAAAAAACGAAAAGGGCUAUCUGAGGAUUAUGAGUAGAAGACAGAAGGAAUAAAUCAGUUUUUCCCAACAUGUUAUAACUUGCUUUGUGUGUUUGUGUAAAGAGACUGGAGYGUAAAUAUGUCAAAUCAUUCUCAAUAUGUUCACAAUAAACUGUUUAUAUCAAGCUUUACUACA
This is a messenger RNA of Austrofundulus limnaeus, 2085 nucleotides long. Its product is annotated as eukaryotic translation initiation factor 2-alpha kinase 4. Gene Ontology annotation, molecular function: protein kinase activity; RNA binding; identical protein binding. Gene Ontology annotation, cellular component: mitochondrion; cytosol. The record is from RefSeq and is a predicted model, not a curated record. NCBI's taxonomy places the organism in Eukaryota, Metazoa, Chordata, Actinopteri, Cyprinodontiformes, Rivulidae. Gene Ontology annotation, biological process: mitochondrial translation; histidyl-tRNA aminoacylation; protein phosphorylation.